CGCAAACGACGCAUAACCUGACAAAGCGAAAUAAACGCGUCUUAGCGUGCCUGCAUGUCAGAUUUGGCGUUCUGGAUGUCUGCACGCGUCCUAUGAACUCUUUACAGUACCUUCCCCGCGCGGGGUAUGUCCUUAGCUGUAGCCUGAAGCUUCAGCUCAACAGCGACGAACAGCGUUUUCUCGGACACUGUGCAGGUCUUCGUUGCCUGUUGAUUUAUAGCAUGCAUUUAUUGAUUGCAAACCUCUGGUCAUCUGCAGCAUUCGAGGUCGAACAGUUCGUUGUUGAUGUGAAGCCACGGUGAAUCGAUACUACGCUUAUGGUGACGUAGCCACCUUCUCUGCUCCAGAAAUUGGGAUAAAACAACUGCUUCCGACUUGCACAGAACCACCAGAAGACCAAUUGACCAGAUUUGACUGCCAGACGAGGCAAGAAAGUAUCAAUAAGCCGUACCAGGGAAUCCUCGGCUACUUCACAUCUGUACAGCAUGACGAAGCUAUUCAUCACCGGCGCUACUGGCUACAUUGGAGGUGAUGCUCUCUAUGCCGUAGCAAACACCUACCCAGAUAUCGAGAUCACGGCACUUGUCCGUAACAGUGACAAGGGUGCAAAGGUUGCCUCUCAGUAUGCCAAGGUGAGGCUGGUUUAUGGCAACCUGGACAGCUCUGAGCUCCUUACCACUGAAGCUUCCAAAGCCAACAUUGUUCUUCACUGCGCCGAUUGCGAUCAUGUCGGUGCUGCUACAGCGCUGGUUGCUGGCCUGUCGAAGAGCACCAUCCCGGGGCCAAACUAUCUCAUCCACACCUCGGGUACUGGUCUGCUAUCAUGGGCCGACUUCGAGGAAAAGACCUAUGGUUACCACCGUGAGCACACCUACAACGACUGGGACGGUAUCAAGGAAGUCACCUCACUCCCCGAUGUUGCACUACACCGCAACGUUGACAAGAUUGUACUUGGAGCCAGCAAGGGGGCAGGCCAAGUCAACACCGCCGUUGUCUGCCCACCAUGCAUCUACGGACCUGGCCGCGGACCAGACAACCAGUUCAGCGUUCAGGUCUACAAGUACUCCGCAGCUACCCUUGAGCGCGGCAAAGGCUUCAUCAUCAACGAGGGAGCCAAUACCUGGACCGAGUCCCAUAUCCACGAUCUGAGCAACAUAUUCCUUGGGCUCGUCACCGCUGCCAUGCAGCCUGAUAGUGGCAAAGCCACCUGGAACGAUGAGGGCUACUACUUCUCCGAGUCCGGCACCUUCGCAUGGGGUGACAUCGGCAAGGCUAUUGCGAAGAUCGCUCACGGGAAGAAGUUGAUCGACACCGCUGAGGUUGACACCAUCACCGCGGACGAAGCCGAUAAGUUGAUUCCCUGGGGAAGCUACCUAUGGGGCACCAACUCGCGCUGCAAGGCCCAGCGUGCUAGUAAGGUGCUGGGCUGGAAGCCGCAGCAGAAGAGCAUGGUGGAUCUGCUGCCAGAGAUCAUUGACGGUGAGGCAAAGAAGGAGGGUCUGGUCAAGAGUCAUGCUGUCAGGGCUGCUGGAGAGGUCUAGGAGGCCCUUGGUGGAGGAGGCUGUAGAUGGAAGCGGACAAUAAGUGGGCUUCCUCGAUGACGAAGGAUUUGGGCGAGAAAUUGAGAACAGCGGUGACCAAGUUCAGUCGAAGCGCAAAUUGUAUUGUAGCACUCAGUCACAUAUACGUCUCACGUUCAGAAAAGAGCAGCUUGAAUAAGUGACCUUGUAAAAUAAA
Messenger RNA from Didymella exigua CBS 183.55, 1737 nucleotides. Its product is annotated as NAD dependent epimerase/dehydratase family protein. NCBI's taxonomy places the organism in Eukaryota, Fungi, Ascomycota, Dothideomycetes, Pleosporales, Didymellaceae. The coding region runs from base 486 to 1541 and encodes 351 amino acids. The record is from RefSeq and is a predicted model, not a curated record. The transcript is spliced from 2 exons.